AUGUCCGACUCAGAAGCCAGAGGCGAACCCCUCCUCGAGUCCCUCUCGGACUCCUCCACCUCACAGCGCAACCCAACCCAAAAGCGCAAACGGAAGCAGGGCGGCAGCGAGCCGCAACCAAAGGACGCCGCCGCCGCCAAACCCUCCGCCAAAAGGCGCAAACUCAAGAAACCAAAGGACAUCGACGACGCGGCGCUGGAUGCAGAGCUGGGCGUGAAUCUGGCCGUCGCGCGCAUGGAUGGCGGGCUGCUGGCCGACCAUCUUGCGCAGCGCACGCGCCGCUUCCGGCCGGAGCUGAGUUUGGUGGAAAUGGAGGAUUUGCAUCUUCCUGAAAAAGCAAUCCACGACACAACCGCCUACUCUUCGUCCCCGCGGACCAUCGACCACCUCCCGGACUUCCUCGAGCACUUCGCCGGCUCCAAGAAGCGGAAGCAAGGGCUCCGCACCGCGCCGGCGGAAAAUGGGCAUCCGCACACGCUCGUGAUAGCGGGCGCGGGGCUGCGCGCGGCAGAGCUCGCUCGAGCGCUGCGCAAGUUCCAGUCCAAGGAUGCGCUGGUGGCGAAGCUGUUUGCGAAGCAUAUCAAGCUUCAGGAAGCGGUGGAGAGGACGCGGAGCUGUCGGAUUGGGAUUGGGGUUGGGACGCCGCAGCGGGUGAUUGAUUUGUUGGAGGAUGGCGCUUUGUCUGCAGUGAGUCUGGAGAGGAUUGUGAUUGAUGCGUCGCAUAUCGAUCUGAAGAAGCGCGGCAUGCUGGACAUGAAGGAGACGCUGGUCCCGCUGAUUUCGCUACUGACUCGGCCGGAGUUGAAGGCGAGGUAUAGCGGGAGAAGUGGCAGAAUCGAUCUGUUGUUCUUUUGA
Neohortaea acidophila is the source of this 855-nucleotide messenger RNA. RefSeq names its product U3-containing 90S pre-ribosomal complex subunit-domain containing protein. The transcript is spliced from 3 exons. Gene Ontology annotation, cellular component: 90S preribosome; nucleus. The record is from RefSeq and is a predicted model, not a curated record. NCBI's taxonomy places the organism in Eukaryota, Fungi, Ascomycota, Dothideomycetes, Mycosphaerellales, Teratosphaeriaceae. Bases 1 to 855 code for a protein of 284 amino acids.